AUGUGUCAACACGAAGUUGCCCAGAACGGAUGGACCAGCACUCCCGCAGAUGCUGGCGCCAUUUUCGGUGACCGGCCUUACAUCAACCAGCCGGGCCCGUUGUCAAUCAAGGAACUUGAAUUCCCAUUUCAUGAUACCGUUGUGGUCAAAACCUUGGACUAUGCAAAGACUGUCCUCCAUCCCGAAACUCUCAACCACUCGAUGAGAGUCUAUCACUAUGGCCUGGCAAUUACAAAGCAGCAAUUUCCACAGCAUGCUACAACCCUCAACCCAGUGACAUGGGCUCUGACCUGCCUUCUACACGACCUAGGCACCGCCGAAGAAAACCUGACCGCCACCAGAAUGUCAUUUGACAUAUAUGGAGGUAUCAAGGCUCUUCAAGUUCUGCAGCAAUUCGGUGCAAGCACAGAUCAAGCCGAAGCCGCGGCUGAAGCUAUCAUUCGCCAUGAGGAUAUGGGGGUUGACGGUACAAUUACCUACAUCGGUCAAUUGAUUCAACUGGCCACUACCUAUGACAACACGGGCUUCCAUCCCCACGUCAAAAACUUUGGAGAGCUGGUGCACAGUGUCACGCGCGCUGAGAUUAACGAGGCUUAUCCUCGUUUGAAGUGGUGCACUUUCUUUUCUGGUACCAUUCAAAAAGAAAUGAGUAUCAAGCCGUGGUGUCAUUCGACUCACCUGGUCGGCUUUGACAAGGAGAUCAGGGACAACACUCUCAUGAAGCAGUGGGAGUGA
Messenger RNA from Penicillium salamii, 735 nucleotides. The record is from the annotation of a GenBank genome assembly. NCBI's taxonomy places the organism in Eukaryota, Fungi, Ascomycota, Eurotiomycetes, Eurotiales, Aspergillaceae.